GAUUUAGCCACGUACGGUUGCAUAUAUCAGCUACAUGAGGACAUUGAUCCAAGCAACUUCCAUAUCAAGUGGUUGAAGUCUGCUUUGGAUUGAUUGUAAUUCGGGCAGCAAAAGCUACGGCUUAAAUAUCCGUCUUGGCUUUACUGAGCCUCAUUUGACUUGUUGUCGCUUAAGGAUUGAACGACGUCAUUUUGAGGCAAUGCGUUGAACUUGGUAUGUCGUGAAGAUGGAGAUCACUGUCAAUAUAUAAGACAUAUAAAGUUGUUUGAAAGGGGUUGUAUUUUACCAGCAACAUUAUCUACGAUGUAUUCAUACCUACCAUUUAUAACCGCACUUCUUUUGCCUUUCAUCUCUGCUCAAUCUGAUUCUACAGCUAGCAACGGUAGUGGACCGGGCCCUUCACAAAAUGCAACCUACUUCGAACAAUACAAUCAACAGCCCAACGCUACUGGCAGUGGCCAUUUAGUUGGUGCCAAUACAUCCGAGAUCCCCAUGACCCUAUCAUUUGUCAACUGGGAUACACGAAUUAACGUUACCGAAGUUCCUUGGACUGGCAAUCAAACUGUGACGAACACGGUGAUAUCACUCAGUGCCUCAGAUAGUGAUUUCGCCGCCAAUUCCUCAUGGGAAACUUGCGUGGUUCUCUUCACAAAUGUACCCAGGAAUGUAACGGUGAAAGGUCAAGAUGAUACCGGGGACUGUACAGCUUUGUAUUCAGACGAUUGCAUAAGCAAUUUUACAGUUGCAUAUCAGAACGCGAGAGCAUCUGCGACUUCAAGAAAUUCUACUGGUGCUUGUGGGGGUAUGCUGUUCAAUGAUAUACCAACUCAAUGUGCAGGAUCAAUACUUCAUGGGUCUAUUGCUCAAAACAUCACAUCGAACCAAACCGAUGGGUCAGCAUGGAUGUAUGAAUCCAGCGAUCUCCACGAUUCGACAAACUUGACAUUCUACGAAGAGGCAGUUACGAGAAUAUGGCCAAUUAUGUUGAUUCAAAGUCCAAGCGCCGAUUUCAAUGGAGGGGCGGGGUUCACAAAUGCUGAACUAAGUUGUCUGAGAGCGCAGAAUUUUACUAGUGGGAGCAAGGAGGUUGAUAGUGUUCCUGGAGCCGGAAACAGAUUGGUUCUUGGUGGAUGGGCAUUAUUGCUCGUGACGGGUGCUAUGGGGUUUUUGAUGUAAUCAGUAAUGUAUCAUGAAGUAAAUCCUAAUAAUCAUCAAGUUCUAUAAAUCGACUCAGCACAGACUGGAUCGGCUUUGAAAAAGAGUGGGUCAAUCCUAAUUUGAUUCCCGCCACAAACAUAGUUUCAGGCGAGAAAUAUCAUCUAACGUACA
Messenger RNA from Botrytis cinerea B05.10, 1329 nucleotides. RefSeq lists its product as hypothetical. The coding region runs from base 304 to 1176 and encodes 290 amino acids. The transcript has 2 exons. The record is from RefSeq and is a predicted model, not a curated record. Lineage: Eukaryota; Fungi; Ascomycota; Leotiomycetes; Helotiales; Sclerotiniaceae.